Messenger RNA from Venustampulla echinocandica, 375 nucleotides. RefSeq lists its product as uncharacterized. The record is from RefSeq and is a predicted model, not a curated record. The coding region runs from base 1 to 375 and encodes 124 amino acids. NCBI's taxonomy places the organism in Eukaryota, Fungi, Ascomycota, Leotiomycetes, Helotiales, Pleuroascaceae. The transcript has 2 exons.
AUGGUUAUGCAUGAUGGGAAGGUGCAGUUCAAUAUCGUGAGCUCAGAUCAUAAUAGUUUGAAGCAAAGGGAUGCUUUGAUUAAGGAGAUUGCGAAGGCUUUUAGGGGUAGUGCUAGGGGGAAGAAUUGUCAUAAUGAGCCGGUUAAGGGGAAUGGUAAACUAGUUAAUGGGGAUCUUCCUCCUCCGAGACAACCUUGGACAACUCUAAGCAUCUGCAGUAUCGUAACAAGAAUCCAACUCAACCUUCAAGAAAACCCAGGUGAACCUCACGUGGUGGCUAAGAUGGAUAUCAACGUUGUUGUUCUAGAACCCGCGAGACUUGAAUUUAAAUCUGGUGAUUAUUUGGGGCUUAUUGCUGAGCUAGUUCAACUCUAA